Molecule: messenger RNA, 1623 nt
Organism: Macrosteles quadrilineatus (aster leafhopper)
Lineage: Eukaryota; Metazoa; Arthropoda; Insecta; Hemiptera; Cicadellidae
Exons: 2
Coding region: 1-1623 (540 amino acids)
Source: RefSeq, a predicted model, not a curated record
AUGAUCGCCAAGAUUUUAAAGUAUAUUAAAGAUGAGAUCAAACUUAAAAUUUCUGAAGAAGUAAAUCUAGCAGUGCAAUAUUCUAUAUUGAUGGACACUACCAUAGAUGUAUCUACGUUAGACCAAUGUGCUUUUGUACUCCGGUAUGUCAGGGACUCUGAAGUAACUGAGAGGCUGUUAGCGUUGAAGAGUGUUGUAAGUACAUCUGGACAAAGUUUAUUUGAAACACUAAAAACCGUCCUGGAGGAGACUAAUAUUCCACUUGAAAACUGUGUUGCAAACGCUUUUGACGGCGCUUCAAAUAUGAGCGGCCAAUAUAAUGGCGUUACUGCCAAGCUAUGUAGUGUCAUUCCGAAUCACAUCCACACAUGGUGCUAUGCACAUGUGUUGAAUCUUGUGCUGACAGAUACAGCCCAAUGUAUCAAUAAAAGCAUAAACUUUUUCAAUCUUCUUCAAGAGGUACAUGUUUUUAUGAACGAGUCAAUAAAAAGAUUGCAGAAGUUUAUUGAAGAAAACCCAUCCUUUAAACUGGAAGCUAUAGGCCAGACAAGGUGGCGGAGCCGCAGUAAUGCCACUGUGAAGAUAUUUGGACGGAUUGACGACUGGGACGGAGAAGUCAAAUCAAAACCUCCAAAACUGGUGUACUUGGAGUUAGUAAUCGCUCUAUUUAAGAUUUCAACCUCACAAGACUUUAAUUCCAAAGUUAGAAGUGAUUCUGAUGCUCUCCUAAAAAAACUAUUAAGUUUUGAGUGUAUUCUUGUUGCAAUGCUAUUCCUACAAGUCUUUAAAGUCACCACACCUUUAUCGGACUAUUUACAGACCAAAGAUUUAGAUUUCGUCCAAGCUUGGAGAUUUAUUGAAAAUUCUCACCGUAAAUUAACAGAUCUAAGAGAAAAAUUCCCUGACACGGUAAAGGCCGCAAACAAUUUUGUCACCAAAAUGAAUGAAAAUCUUGAAGAACGGGAAAAAGAAGACGAAUCUCUUUCGAAUAUCUACAUUGAAACAUCAUUAAAAGAAACAAGAAGAAGAAAAGUAAAAAAACUACCAGGAGAGGAAGCUAAUGAUGAAAUCGUUGGCUCAUCGCCUGAAGACAAAUUUCGAAUUGAGAUCUUUAUCAGAAUUGUUGACACCUUGAUCCACACAAUGGAAAAUCGGUUUUUAGUACAUAAGCAAUUGUACUUAGACCUUGCAUGGUUCGAUCCCAAAAGAUUUGACGCUAAGGAGAAGAUUCCACCAAAUGCCCUGGACAAAAUUACUGAAAUCCUUCCCGGCCUGGAUAGAUCUAAACUAAAAGAAGAGCUUUGUUCAUUUUCUGAGUUAUGGCCAAAAAUAUGUGAAAAAGAUAUUGGACCAGAGUAUAGCCAAUCAAAAGAAGAAGCUAAAGAAAAGGCAGAAGUAAUCGACAGUGACAUUGAGCAAGUGAAUGACAAAGAAGAAGAAGAUGAAGAAGAAGAAGGAGAAGAAGAGGUUACGUUCCACUGGUGGUUCCCAAUCAACAUCACGGUGAUCAUCUGGGGGUUCGUCCAUGCUGUCAUCCGAUUCGAAUUCGACCGGUUCAAUUUCAUGGACAACGUCGUCAAUGAAGUUGUCCUCUACUACAAUCGGUCCGUCAACCCAAUUUAA